AUGUCAUUAUUAUCUAGAUUUACAUCCAUUUUUAGUUCAAGUCAAACAACGCAAGCAUCAAGCACUCCUAUUAACCAACAAUUACAAGAGAUAUUGACUUAAAUAAUUAAUUCUAAUGGCAAGUUGGAUCUGAAGCAAAAGGGCCAAGUCUUGGCAUAAUUUUUACUAGAUAGAGAUGUUGGAGAACAUAUUGAAUUUCUCUUUUAAUUCUUAGAAACUAGGUCUAAAGAUCUUUCAGGUGUUCAAGUAGUAAACUUAUUGGCAGCUAUACAUUAACAAUUUUAAUAUAAUGAAUUAAUUUAAGAAGUGGCAAUCAAGUUAAGAGAAACAAAAAUGUCUUGGGUGUAAUUAGAAAAACAGGAAUGGUAUUCUACAUAAACAGAGCCUGACUAAUAGAAGAAUUAGUAAACUUAAAAGAUUUUGACUGAAUUUGAGGAUAAAGCUUAACCAGCUAGAAUCUACGCUUAAUUGUGUUACGUCUAUUUAUAAAAGUUGGCUGCAAAUGUAGAUCUUUAUAGGUCAGUUAUCAAAUUAAAUUACCCUUAUAUAACAGAAAAAGAUUAUAUUGAAGCAAAACUUAUAUUCUUAUGGCAUUAUAAAAUACAAAAUCUGAUAAACUCAGGAUCGAUAUUGAUUUAAUUUAAUCCAAAUUUAAUAGAUAUAUAAGUAGCAUUGUAUUUUGAUGUUUGGAGAUUUCAAAAGUUUAUUUGUACUGAAAUUGAAAAAAUCAUUGAUUAAUACGCUACUCUUCCUAAUAGCGAUACUUUAAGUCUUUAUGAGAUUUAUUGUGAAAGUUAGAGACAUUAUGAACAUCUGAAUCAAUUUCAUUAAUUUACUUAAUCUAUAACAUAGCCUCCUCCUUAGUGUUAAAUCAAUAAUACACUUCUUUAAGAAUUCUUUGCAUUUGUAACCAAGUUAAAAGUGUUAAAUCAAUUCAAUUUCAAAAAGUCCAUAAAAGUUCCUAACAAAUAGGAUCCCAUGAUGGGUAUACCAACUAAAAAUCCAAAUGUUCUCAACAUUAGGAGAUCAAGUUAACAAUUAGAUGAUUAAUAGAGCAAUGGAUCUGAAAAAGAGGAAGAGGAUUUUGCAAAUAAUAAAAAAUUUAGAUCUGAUCAUAAUAGAGUGUAAAGUACAUUUUAAUAUGCCUAAAAAUGA
Messenger RNA from Paramecium tetraurelia, 1155 nucleotides. RefSeq lists its product as uncharacterized. The record is from RefSeq and is a predicted model, not a curated record. NCBI's taxonomy places the organism in Eukaryota, Ciliophora, Oligohymenophorea, Peniculida, Parameciidae. The transcript is spliced from 3 exons.